AUGACUACCAGGUCAGCAAAUUUGAAUCCUAAACCUUCUAUGCAAUCAUUAGCAGUGGGGACAAGUCGAGGGACCCCGGGUUUAACGACGCAGACAGUACAGGGAAGGCAGUUUAGACCUUGUGCCGAUUGUACCUGUUCACCAGGACUUUUAUCACGUCAGGGAAGAAGGUCUUCACUAUUUUUAAGAAGACUAGAAAAUACUAGAAGGAGAUCUUCUAGAGAUUGUUCUACAGCUAUCGGUGGCGGCUCAGGCCAAGAAUCCGUGUAUUCCAGUGAUUCACUGUGUCAGUCUACCAGGGAAGUGAAUACCACUGAGCGUCUGUUGGCAUUGCGUCGUGAGAUGGUCAAACAUGAAUUAUGUUGUUAUAUUGUUCCCAGUGAAGAUGAGCACCAAAGUGAAUAUGUUUCUUCGGCAGACCAAAGAAGAGCAUUUAUCUCUGGUUUCAAUGGAUCUGCAGGCAUUGCAUGUAUUACUAGAGAUCUUUUGAAUUUUAACACUGAACAACCAGAAGGUAGAUCUAUUCUCAGUACGGAUGGUAGGUACUUCAAUCAAGCAUCUCAAGAACUAGAUUACAAUUGGACGCUUUUGAGACAAGGUGAAGAUACCUUCACUUGGCAGGAUUGGUGUGUUAAGGAAGCUGCAGAAAUGUCACGCGGUCUUGGUGGUAAGACUGCUAAAAUUGGUGUGGAUCCACGUCUCGUUAGUCAUGAAUUAGUGGUCGCCUUCAAUAGAUUAAUUACUCAAAAAGCUGGAGAAGGAGCUGAUGUCCAGCUGGUACCCGUAGAAGAAAAUCUGAUCGAUGCCAUUUGGCCAAAGUUUGAAAGACCUCCAAAGAAACAAUUACAAAGCGUAAUUGCCUUGUCAGAAGAUUAUUCAGGUGAAAAUUUUAAGUCUAAGAGGUCUAGAUUGCAGAAACAUUUGACCAAAAAUUAUCGUAAUAGUGGUCCAUUGGCAAUUGUGGCACUAGAUGAGAUAUGUUGGUUAUUGAAUCUACGUGGGUCAGACAUUGCUUAUAAUCCUGUUUUCUUUGCCUAUGCCAUUGCCGAUAGUGAUUCUGUUACGCUUUUCACGGAUAAUGCUUUACAUGCUGAAGUUCAACGUUACUGCGCGGAUAACGAAAUACAAUUAGAACCCUAUGACCAAUUCUGGAAUCGUUUAAGUGAAAAAUCUCAGAAAUUAGAUCAACAGCAGAAAUUUCUGAUUCCUGAUAAUUCUUCGUGGCAAUUGGUGCGUCAUGUGCAUUGUAAUUACAAAAGUGUACAUUCGCCCAUUGAUAUUUUCAAAUCUAUAAAGAAUGAAACAGAAAUUAGGAAUGCAAGACGUGCACAAGUCAAAGAUGCUGUCUGUCUUACGCAGUAUUUUGCAUGGUUGGAAGAUCAGUUGAUUAACAAAGGUGCUCUGAUAGAUGAAUAUAGGGCAGCACAAAAAUUGACAGAAAUUAGACGUACGCAAAAGAAUUAUAAGGGAGACUCUUUUGAAACUAUAUCAUCGACAGGUGCAAAUGCAGCUGUCAUUCAUUACGCACCACCUAAGGACGGCUCAUCUAUGAUUAAUCCUGAUAAAGUUUAUCUCUGUGAUUCGGGUUCUCAAUAUUUAGAAGGUACAACAGAUAUUACAAGGACAGUUCAUUACGGUAAUCCAUCACAAGAGGAAAAGGAUCGUUAUACGCUAGUUUUAAAGGGACAUUUAGCACUAGAGCGACUGGUCUUCCCUGAAGGUACUACAGGUUUCCAAAUUGAUUCAAUUGCUAGACAACCGUUGUGGUCUCAAGGUCUUGAUUAUCGCCAUGGUACCGGUCAUGGUAUUGGAUCAUUUUUGAACGUACAUGAAGGUCCAAUAGGUAUCGGUGCAAGACCAUCUCUCUUACAAUACCCGUUACAAUCUGGUAACAUUAUCAGUAAUGAGCCAGGCUAUUACAAGGAUGGUGAAUAUGGUUUGAGAAUUGAAAGUGAUAUGCUUGUGACACAUUCAGGUUUGAAGUUUGGUGAAAAAAGAUUUUUACAAUUUGAAAAUUUGACACUAGUACCUUACUGCCGCAAGUUGAUUAACGUCAAACUGUUGACAAAGGAAGAACGUCAACAGGUCAAUGACUACCAUGCACGCAUAUGGAGUAGUAUUGUCCAGUUCACGCAACCUCAAAGUAUCACAUUCAAGUGGUUGAAGAGGGAAACAUCGGAGUUAUGA
Messenger RNA from Zygosaccharomyces rouxii, 2187 nucleotides. RefSeq names its product aminopeptidase P (gene FRA1). The record is from RefSeq and is a predicted model, not a curated record. Lineage: Eukaryota; Fungi; Ascomycota; Saccharomycetes; Saccharomycetales; Saccharomycetaceae. The transcript has a single exon. Bases 1 to 2187 code for a protein of 728 amino acids. Gene Ontology annotation, molecular function: metalloaminopeptidase activity.